AUGUCUUAUAAGUCUGGUUAUAUUGAGUCCUCUAACGGCCCUCGCCGCGAGAGCUCGAGGUCGAGAGUCGAAGACUCUCAACAUGUGUAUCGUCCUACUGAAUCUGUACCCUAUGGGUCUUCAUCACUCCGCUCUCCCCCCAGUGCUCAACAUACGACGUCACCUCACGAUCUUGGAGAUCGUGAAUACUUUGAGGCCCAUCUUCCCGUGAUGCCGGCACGUUCGCUACGCGAACGCCAAGUCGCCGCCCAUCCACCGUCUGUUCCCUCCUUCGCCAGUCAUCAUGUUUCCCCGCCAACGGUACGUUCCCUUUGGGAACGCCAAGUCACCGAAGGCCCUACUAGUCAGUCCUCAUCGCACGCUUAUGACAUCAACCCGCUACCGCAACUAUAUGAAGUUCUCACCCAUCUCACAAGUCGCGACCUCGCACACGGUACGCUCCAUUGA
Molecule: messenger RNA, 447 nt
Organism: Cantharellus anzutake
Lineage: Eukaryota; Fungi; Basidiomycota; Agaricomycetes; Cantharellales; Hydnaceae
Exons: 2
Coding region: 1-447 (148 amino acids)
Source: RefSeq, a predicted model, not a curated record